AUGAAGUCGAUUGCAGUGCUCAUCUCGGGAUCUGGCACCAAUCUCCAGGCAAUCAUAGACGCCUGUUCGUCUGGACGGAUUCCGGAUGCAGAGGUCAAAUUCGUCUUUUCAAAUCGGAAAGCUGCAUAUGGCCUUACCCGAGCACAAUCUGCGUCCCCACCCAUCCCUACAGACACACUCGCGCUUCAACCGUUCCUUAAAGCUGAUGCGCAACGGACACGGAUCGACUACGACCUUGAGGUGGCCCGACGGAUAAUUACAGGGUUUCCGGACUCAAAGAUAGAUUUAAUUGUGCUUGCGGGAUUUAUGCACGUACUCAGCGAAGAAUUCCUCGACGUCAUCAGCGGUGUACGCGAGUACGAGACGGACAAGCGCAUAUCAACGCCCAUCCCGAUAAUUAAUCUGCACCCUGCCCUCCCCGGCGCUUUCGACGGCGCUAAUGCGAUCCAACGAGCCUUUGAAGCGUACCAAAAAGGAGAUAUAAAAGGAACGGGAGUGAUGGUUCACUACGUUGUCAAGGAAGUGGACCGGGGAGCACCUAUAUUGGUGCGUGAAGUGGAGAUACUCCCUGAGGACGACAUUGCGGCCUUGGAGGAACGCAUGCAUAAGACAGAACACGCUUUACUUCUCGAUGCAGUGAAGAAGGUCUUGUCGCAGGAACCAGAAUCAAUAUCCUCAUGA
This is a messenger RNA of Cantharellus anzutake, 681 nucleotides long. Its product is annotated as formyl transferase. The record is from RefSeq and is a predicted model, not a curated record. Lineage: Eukaryota; Fungi; Basidiomycota; Agaricomycetes; Cantharellales; Hydnaceae. Gene Ontology annotation, biological process: 'de novo' IMP biosynthetic process. The transcript has 2 exons. The coding region runs from base 1 to 681 and encodes 226 amino acids. Gene Ontology annotation, cellular component: cytoplasm. Gene Ontology annotation, molecular function: phosphoribosylglycinamide formyltransferase activity.